AUGUCCUCAUCACAGGAAGGACGUGCCGUAGAGGCAACGGCUCGUAUGACUUUAGAUGAGAUGCUCGCAAAAUACCCAAAGCGUUCCGUUGAACAGGCCGUGAUCCACAGGAACUACAAGGAAGGAAGAGAACAGACGAUUCGCAAGUUUGAGGAACAGAUCUGUCGAGGGAUUCACGUCGAAACAUGCAUGGCGGGACUGAAGGGUUUCUUGGAGAAUACGCCGCCAGCACCCCCGUUCGAUCCAGAAGAGCCCGAAGACUUGGAUGAAGACGUCCAGUGGCGGCUUCGAGUCCUCAAAUACAUGGAUCGCGUUGGAGAGGGUUCUGAUGCGGGUUCUGAUGAGAGAGACUUGAAAAAUCGUAACGCCAUAGUGAAAGCUUAUCGUCAACAGAAGCUGAAGGUACAAGAUGGUCAGAUUACGGUGUGGUUUGCAGGCCACAUGGUCAUGGGUCCAUUGUCACAGCGUGAUUUUGACUUUCAAGAUAUCAUCGACGAUAUAUCCAAGUGGACAGAACAGUAUGGGCCGGGUCGUAUCUGGGUUGAGGACGCUACUCUACCUCUCGCAAAAAUGCAAUCAGCGGCCAUUGCGCCGUAUGGGCAAUGUUUACAACACGUGGUGUGUUGA
Molecule: messenger RNA, 627 nt
Organism: Paecilomyces variotii
Lineage: Eukaryota; Fungi; Ascomycota; Eurotiomycetes; Eurotiales; Thermoascaceae
Exons: 4
Coding region: 1-627 (208 amino acids)
Source: RefSeq, a predicted model, not a curated record